UUCUGCCCCCUCAAACACAGAGUAAGAAGAAGCAGUGUCACGAGUGCUUCCCAACCAUUCCAUGCAUCCUCUCUUCCUGCAGACCUUCUAGGCUGCUGCACACAGACCAAAGGAAAACAUGGUCUGACUCGAAGGAAAACCAAGCCGUACAAGCUUAAGCGUGGAGCAGGGAAAGCUAAAAAGGGAAGGCAAGCAGGAGAGAUCCCUCCUCGUUACUCUUGAGUAGCGGUCUUUAGUGUGUGAAAGAGGAGAAGAGGUAAUGGGUUCCCCUUCUUCCGCCUCCCAAUUGAGAGAAGACCCCUCAAAACCUCUCCUUCAUCCCACCUCGUCCACCAGAAGAUACCGCACCACCCUCUUCUGCUCCUGUCUCGUCCUCCUCGCCCUCGUCGCCGUCGCCAUCGCCUCCACUGCCUCCAGCCGCUCCGCCUCCGCGCCCACCGCCCGGCCCCCGUCCAAACUCUCCCGCCCGGUCGUCAUCAUCGUCUCCGCCGACGGCUUCCGCUUCGGGUACCAGUUCAAGACCCAGACCCCCAACAUCCGCCAACUCAUCGCCGCCGGCACCGAGGCGGAGGAGGGACUCAUCCCGGUCUUCCCCUCCCUCACCUUCCCCAACCACUACUCCAUCGCCACCGGCCUCUACCCACCCUACCACGGCAUCAUCAACAACUACUUCACCGACCCGGUCACCGGCGACUGGUUCACCACCGCGAGCCACGAGCCUCACUGGUGGCUCGGGGAGCCCCUCUGGCAGACCGCCGCCGCCCAGGGCGUCGCCGCCGCCACCUACUUCUGGCCCGGCUCCGAGGUAAUCAAAGGCUCCUGGACUUGCCCUCCUAAAUUCUGCCCUAAAUACAAUGGCUCGGUGCCGUUCGAGCAACGAGUUGACACUCUUUUGGGGUUCUUCGAUCUCCCUAGCGGUGAGAUCCCUGCACUCAUGAUGCUCUAUUUGGAGCAACCUGAUCUCCAAGGCCAUGAACUUGGCCCUGACGAUCCGGAGGUCACUAAGGCAGUAGCUCGCGUCGAUCAAAUGAUUGGCAGAUUGAUCGCCGGGCUCGAACGAAGAGGGAUCUUUGAGGACGUCACCAUGAUUAUGCUGGGUGAUCACGGAAUGGUCGGCGUCUGCCGGAAAAAGACCAUCUUUCUGGAUGAUUUGGCUCCAUGGGUUCAAAUUCCAGAGAGUUGGGUACAGUCCUAUAGCCCAUUGCUGGCAAUCCGACCUCCGGCCGAGGUUUCUUCAUCGGAGGUGGUGGCCAAAAUGAAUGAAGGGUUGAGCUCAGGGAAGGUUGAGAAUGGGGAAUAUCUAAGAAUGUUUCUUAAGGAGGAUUUGCCUGAAAGGCUCCAUUAUUCUGCCAGUUCCAGGAUUCCACCAAUCAUAGGGAUGUUGGGCGAGGCGUACACUGUCGUGCAGAACAGAACAUCGGAAUUCUCUGAGUGUGGAGGAGCUCAUGGAUAUGACAAUGCAUUGUUUUCAAUGAGGACCAUUUUCAUAGCCCAUGGACCCCGAUUUGAAAGGGGUCGAAAAAUUCCAUCAUUUAAGAAUGUCGAGAUAUACAACUUGGUCACUACCAUUCUGAAUCUAAAUGGUGCUCCAAAUAAUGGGUCAGCAUCAUUUCCAAAUUCUGUUCUUCUGCCAAGCACUUGAACUUGUACUCGGUGGAAUUUGGGGAUGUGGGCAGAUGCCUUUGCUUCCAUGUGAUGUUCGCUAUCUUUUGCAAAGUCAGGAUGAAAUAAAUCAGUUGCUUUAGUUUGCCUGAAAUCAUUGUUAGAAUAGUUUCAGACUUUAUGAUAUUUCCAUCUCUUUUGCA
Molecule: messenger RNA, 1805 nt
Organism: Elaeis guineensis (African oil palm)
Lineage: Eukaryota; Viridiplantae; Streptophyta; Magnoliopsida; Arecales; Arecaceae
Cellular component (GO): vacuole
Source: RefSeq, a predicted model, not a curated record